UGACAGAACAGACAUUUCUGUAUCCAGUUCAGUGAUUUAAUGUGGCACCAGCCAUCUAUCCAUGUACGAGUUUCUCGUUCUCUGGCUCUCUUCCCCCCUCCCGCUGUAAAAAGGAAUUACUCAUGUCGGCUGUAUCAUUCUUCCAAGCACCCGUACGGAACCAGAAGCUGAAGAACCCACCUUUGAGAGUGGAUUUGGGACGUGGGUUUUCGAGAAGCUUGGGUUUUGGUCAUGUGAGACCAACCAAAUGGCGGACUUUUGAGCUCAACAAGCUAGCGGUCUGUGCUGAUAGCAAUGACAACGCAGCGUCUCGGAGGGAGUCCACACCUCCCCUGACUCGGGUGAAACGCCAUACAAUUUCAGUCUUUGUUGGGGAUGAGAGUGGAAUAAUAAAUCGGAUUGCUGGGGUGUUUGCUAGGAGGGGCUACAACAUUGAGUCCCUUGCAGUUGGUUUGAACAAGGACAAGGCUCUUUUUACCAUAGUGGUCUUGGGAACCGAGAAGGUUUUGAGACAAGUCAUUGCACAACUGAACAAGCUUGUGAACGUCAUUAAGGUUCAAGACAUCUCAAGGGAGCCACAAGUAGAACGUGAACUGAUGCUUAUAAAACUUAAUUCAGAUCUGAAUACCCGUGCUGAGAUCAUGUCGUUAGUAGACAUCUUCAGAGCAAAAAUUGUUGAUAUCUCAGAAGAUUCGCUGACUAUUGAGGUCACUGGGGACCCUGGGAAGAUGGUUGCUAUUCAAAGAAACUUAAGCAAAUUCGGAAUCAAAGAACUUGCAAGAACUGGAAAGAUUGCAUUGCGACGAGAAAAGAUGGGUGAAACUGCUCCAUUCUGGGGAUUCAGUGCAGCUUCCUAUCCAGAUCUUGAACCACCACCUCCUGUUAAUGUUCUUGAAGAGAAAGCAGGUCAAUCACUUAAUGGCGAUGUCCGUAUAUCCUCAGGUGGUGAUGUUUAUCCUGUGGAGCCAUUCGAUGACUUGAUGAUGAAACAAGUUCUUGAUGCUCACUGGGGCAUUGUCUAUGGUGAUGAUUCUAGUGAGCUUCAGUCGCACACAUUGUCUAUGCUUGUGAAUGACUGCCCUGGAGUUCUGAAUAUGGUUACUGGAGUUAUUUCUCGAAGAGGUUAUAACAUUCAGAGUUUAGCUGUGGGGCCAGCUGAAAAAGAUGGGCUUUCCCGCAUCACAACUGUUGUUCCUGGGACUGAUGAGUCAAUUGGCAAGUUGGUUCAACAACUUCACAAGUUAAUAGAUCUUCAUGAGGUUCGGGAUAUCACUCACUUGCCAUUUGCAGAGAGAGAACUUAUGCUGAUAAAGAUUUCUGUGAAUAACACUGCUAGGAGGGAUGUCCUUGAUAUCGCCAGCAUUUUCCGGGCCAAAGCUGUUGAUGUGUCUGAUCACACCAUUACACUUGAGCUUACAGGUGAUUUAGACAAGAUGGUUGCAUUACAGAGGUUGUUGGAGCCAUACGGAAUUUGUGAGGUGGCACGCACAGGGAGGGUGGCAUUGGUGCGGGAGUCGGGAGUGGAUUCCGCAUAUCUCCGUGGUUUCCCUCUUCCAUUGUAAUACUUGAGUUAACCUGUAGCUUCAUACUGUGGUGGAGCAUCUAAAGUAUCUUGGAAGGUAGAUAGAUGCAGCAUUUAGAAGUUCAGAGAAUAUGGUACCUGUUAUAACUUAUAUUUGUCCUCUUUGCACUUAAGAUCUAGGUUUCUCUUUUCUUUUUUUCCCCCCUAACCUUGGUUUUUAACCAAAUCAACCACGUAUCUGUUGUAUCAAUGACAUCAGUAGAUGUAGCAUCACCUCAAAUCCUCUGAGAACUUCUCAUAUUAAGGUAUAUCUUCAAUUUAUUCAAGUACUUAAACGUCGUUUGGAUUGAGAAACACUCUCAACCUAUCU
Messenger RNA from Juglans regia (Persian walnut), 1892 nucleotides. Its product is annotated as acetolactate synthase small subunit 1, chloroplastic-like. Gene Ontology annotation, cellular component: cytosol. Gene Ontology annotation, molecular function: acetolactate synthase regulator activity; acetolactate synthase activity. Lineage: Eukaryota; Viridiplantae; Streptophyta; Magnoliopsida; Fagales; Juglandaceae. The record is from RefSeq and is a predicted model, not a curated record. Bases 123 to 1562 code for a protein of 479 amino acids. Gene Ontology annotation, biological process: L-valine biosynthetic process. The transcript is spliced from 13 exons.